Thlaspi arvense is the source of this 1846-nucleotide messenger RNA. NCBI's taxonomy places the organism in Eukaryota, Viridiplantae, Streptophyta, Magnoliopsida, Brassicales, Brassicaceae. The record is from the annotation of a GenBank genome assembly.
CUAUUUUUGAUUAACUAAAAGGUCAUCAAAAAGGAUGAAAACAGUGAAAUUAAGUUGUAUAAAUGAAUUUAGAAAAACUCAGUUUUUGUCAUUGCAAGGCACAAAUUUAACAACGUUUUCUUGUUGUUGUUGUGCGUUCUCCUCCAUCACCUUGAAAAAGAAUUGUUUUGGCUCUUAAACAUAUAUUUUGAUUGCUCUUAAAAAUCCUCACAAUACCUUUUGUGUGUCACCUUUUCCCUCUCCCUCUCAGUUUCAAUCUCUGUUUGGUAGGCUUUGAAUAUUAGUUCUUGAGAGAAUCAAUAUCAGAAGAAUUGAAGAAAGCGUCAAAUAACAUGGGGAAAGAUCAAUUAUCUCCUAGCGAGGCUGCUUCCGCAAAGCAAAAGAAAGUGGACGAUUGGUUGCCGAUAACAUCCUCUAGAAACGCCAAAUGGUGGUACUCUGCGUUUCACAAUGUCACUGCCAUGGUUGGUGCUGGUGUACUCAGCUUGCCCUACGCCAUGUCCAACCUUGGAUGGGGACCUGGAGUGACAGUAUUGUUAAUGUCAUGGCUGAUAACGUUUUACACAAUAUGGCAAAUGGUGGAGAUGCACGAGAUGGUUCCAGGGAAGAGGUUCGAUAGGUACCACGAGCUAGGUCAGCACGCGUUUGGGGAGAAGCUUGGACUGUGGAUUGUGGUGCCACAACAGCUUAUCGUUGAAGUUGGUGUCAACAUUGUGUAUAUGGUGACUGGAGGGAAGUCAUUGAAAAAGAUCCAUGACCUUCUUUGCACAGAUUGCAAAAACGUAAGAACUACGUUUUGGAUCAUGAUCUUCGCUUCCGUACACUUUGUUAUCUCUCACCUUCCUAAUUUCAACUCCAUCUCUGUUGUCUCCCUCGCGGCAGCCGUUAUGUCAUUGAGCUACUCGACAAUCGCAUGGGGAGCCUCGGUGAAGAAAGGAGUACAACCAGAUGUAGACUACUCGUUUAGAGCCACGACGAGCUCAGGGAAAGUAUUCAACUUUUUGAACGCACUAGGAGAUGUCGCAUUUGCUUAUGCAGGUCACAAUGUUGUGUUGGAGAUUCAAGCUACUAUUCCUUCAACCCCUGAGAAACCAUCUAAGAUUGCAAUGUGGAAAGGAGUGGUGGUUGCCUACAUCGUCGUCGCACUCUGCUAUUUCCCCGUAGCAUUCGUUUGCUACUACGUUUUUGGAAACAGUGUGGACGACAACAUUCUCAUGUCCUUGGAGAAUCCCACUUGGCUUAUCGUUGUGGCUAACGCGUUCGUCGUUAUCCAUGUUAUUGGAAGCUAUCAGAUAUUCGCAAUGCCCGUUUUUGAUAUGCUCGAAACGUUUUUGGUUAAGCAAUUGAUGUUUGAUCCUUCCUUCAAACUCCGUUUCAUCACAAGAACUCUAUACGUUGCUUUAACCAUGUUCAUUGCUAUAUGCAUUCCGUUUUUCGGUGGAUUACUCGGCUUUUUUGGAGGAUUCGCCUUUGCCCCAACAACUUACUACCUACCAUGCAUCAUGUGGUUGAUUCUCAAGAAACCAAAGAAGUACGGAUUGUCUUGGUCUCUUAACUGGUUCUGCAUAGUAGUAGGUGUUAUAUUGACGAUUGUAGCUCCCAUUGGUGGUCUCAGAAACAUCAUUGUCUCUGCCAAAGGCUACAAGUUCUUCUCUUGAAACUAUCACCCUCUGGCUUCAUGUGUUCAUGUGGAAUAUAGACACGUGCAUGUUAAGAGCUUCCAAAUGUAACACCAAGGUUUAAUAUAAAAAACAUGAUUGAAUGCUCUGCCUCUAUGAGUUUAUUAUCUAUUGUUGUUGUAUAUGUAUCUUUUAUAAAUAAAUUACAUAAAAUUUUCUGAAAACAA